Molecule: messenger RNA, 2980 nt
Organism: Aphanomyces astaci
Lineage: Eukaryota; Oomycota; Saprolegniomycetes; Saprolegniales; Verrucalvaceae
Exons: 12
Coding region: 10-2874 (954 amino acids)
Cellular component (GO): membrane
Source: RefSeq, a predicted model, not a curated record
ACUGAAUCCAUGUCGACUAUCCUGCCGAGCGAUGUCACCGACGAUGGCGGCGGCAUGACGUCGAGCGCGUUAUCACAUCGCGACCGCCUGGUGCAAUUCUACACGGAGCAUAAUCCGUCGAAGAUACCCUCCAUUGAGUCCCUCCUGAAAAAGUACGAAGGCGACGAGGAAGCGCUGAUCCAAAAGGUGCACCUGAAGUACGACGUCCGCGAUGUAGUGUCGCAUGAGGCCGUGGACGACUUGUUUGAAAACGAACGGUAUUCCUACCUCACCAUGUCGUUUGGGAGCACGUAUCCAGGGCACUUGCUGGUCCUCGAUCGAAAGCGAUGGAGUCGUGCGAGCGGAAGUCCAUCGUCCCAAGACAUGCAUCAAGUUGAACUCACGCUCCCGGAAGGCUAUGAAUGGACAGGACCGUGGGAGAUUGAUUCCUCGUAUUGCAACUGCGACCGAGAAGGGUGGACAUAUGCCUUUGAUUUCUCCAACUUCAAGUACAUGCUACUCAACGACGAAAGCCACGACACGGCAGGGAUGGCAGACUACGUUCGCCGUCGCCGAUGGAUUCGCCGCCGCCGCCGCCAUCUCCCCUUAUCUCAAGCCGCCCCCGCCGUGCCUUCCACCGAGUCGGAUGAUCCCAUGAACUCUGUCGCAUCCUCCUCCACUUCCCCGUCUCCAGAAGUUCCACUAAUAUCGAGUCCAUCACUUCGAUACUUUCCACCCUCCAUGUCCCCAGCUGAGCUUGAAUCCGCUUGGAUUUAUCAUCUCCAUCAGUUAAGCCAUGCCCAGGCCAAGAUACACCGCGUAAGCACGGCCCGCGUCGUUCGCUGGCGCCUCACCAAAGCCAAACUCCGCGCGCAACUGGCCACUCUACCCCACAAAACACUCCAAUCCAAGCGAGAUUUGGUCCAACGGGCCAUCUGGUUCCCUCAUGAGAAAGGGUACAUCUGGCGCGCCAGCGUCGGCGGCAUGUUCGUCGGGCUAAAGGACUUUUGGGUCGAGCGGCUCGAGCUCUCGUUUUCGCUGACUUGCACGACGUCGCACGUGGUCGUGAUAUUCCACGGAGCGUUCUGUGGCCAGUUCGACGGGGUGAAAGUGAAAGGAGACAAAGGCACGCGGAUUCCAAACGCCAAAUGGACGCAAGUAGACGUGGAUAUGCACUUUCGUGGCCAUUGGAUUUUGAACUACCAACAACAAAACCAUGGGUGGACAUUGGAUCGAUCAAACUCGACUCCCGUAGCGUUUACCGCCAUGGCCAUGCAAUAUCGAGGGGGCCUAGGAAUCCCCGAUGCGUUGGCCCAGCUUGUAUUAGAAGAGAUUGCCACGCAUUACAUCACUCACGUAGUGACGACGUCGCUGCCGUCCGACUUGGCUGAGCUCCUGCUUCGACCUGGUAGUGGUGUCGAGUUGGCAGGGGAAGUGGUCGUGGACGGGUUGGACCUUGCGACAACUGUCCAUGGCUCAUUCCAAGACUCCAAAGAAGAUGCAAAAGAAGGAGAUGAGAAUGUAGCCAGCCAAGUGCUGCAUGUGCUGGGGCUCACGCGGCCGCAGCUGAAUUUGCUCGUUCUGACUCGACAAUACAAAGGCCUAGAUGUUUUAUUUCCGUCGCUGGCUCAGUUUACGACAUAUAUCCGACAACAUACUCUCGACCCAGGGCCACAUGACCAAGACGGGGUCGCUGGGUUGACGGAGAUGUGGGCUGUGACGUGGGAUCGAUUGCUGGAGCUUUUGCUGCUACAGUGUCACAGCCAACCAACAGCCACAUCAGACAAAGUUGCCGCCAUCUCAUUUGGCUCGUUGAUCGACUCUGCCAAACGCCACGCCCUGCAAAAGCAAGUGCCCGUGCGAAUAAAUUUCACUCGACUCAAGUGUCACCUCCACCUACCCACGAUGCUCGCGACGCUGUCGUCGUGGAUGGCCCAUGCAGCAACUUUACGCGUUUCGAAAUCCACGGGAGGCGCUAAAUUGAUGGGAAUUCGCGUGGGUCGGAAACCCUCGUCCCCGUCUCACCCCUCUUGUCCCCAUCAGGACAAUGCGAUUCCACCAGCACUGGGAGAUGUCCAGCGUCUGUUGCAAGCGUUUACAAGUGCCUUGGAGUCUGGCUUUGUGCAGCACUUACACAUGCACAUGGAAGGCAAAAUCACGGGCGGAACCAACAUGAGUGAUGCGUUGAUGCGGGUACAGCUGAAGCAUGUGACACUCGACGCCCGAGGACCCGUCGAUUGGACGUCGUCCCUAGCGUGGGCCAGAUCCAUUGGACGGGUGGUCGUUGUGAGCCCGUCCGACACGUUGCCAUCCAGCGUCACAGUGACGUUUGAGAUGAAACCCCAUGUGACAACGUUAUCACCGUCCAGUGUCACAGAUAUAGUCGACCCUGCGAUAACGGCCACGCUGACCAGCAUCCAGUCAAAAGUGGUGCUGGAUGCGACUCACUUGACUGGUGACGUGGCAGUUUGUACGAUCGACUGUCUCGACCAAUCACCAUCUGUGUGCAAUACAUUUCGCAUGCUCUGGCAUGACGCGCUUCGGGCCAAGUUGAGUGUCGGCGCAGUUCACGUUGUGGCGAAUAUGCGGGCGAUGUGCGACGUGGUGAUGGAUCAAUGGUUGCACCCGUCUACGACGACAUUGCACACGUCCACAAGGCACUGGCUAGCCAAACUCGUGCAGAAAACGCUCAAGUACUGCCUCUCAGAUGCGCUAUUGGUGGCUUGGAGCGUCGAGACCUCGCUAGACGAACACCUCAUGUGGACAUGCGACACCGUUACUGCCGACCACCCGCAGCCGUUGAUGUACUUUGACCAGCUACAACUACUCACGGUCCUCCAUGACGUGGACGAGUUGGUUGCGUUUUCUAUUCACUUGCAAGACAGCCCCACAUGAGAUUGUGUAGGUUUCGACUACUACGGUACUACUGUACCGUCGGAUGAACUAGAUUGGCCCAUCAGUCGUUUUCAACGACAUAACUAUCAUACACCAAACGUGAAAU